Messenger RNA from Oncorhynchus tshawytscha (Chinook salmon), 3859 nucleotides. Its product is annotated as integral membrane protein GPR155. The transcript has 15 exons. The coding region runs from base 225 to 2501 and encodes 758 amino acids. Gene Ontology annotation, biological process: transmembrane transport; intracellular signal transduction. The record is from RefSeq and is a predicted model, not a curated record. NCBI's taxonomy places the organism in Eukaryota, Metazoa, Chordata, Actinopteri, Salmoniformes, Salmonidae. Gene Ontology annotation, cellular component: membrane.
UGCAACAUUCGGCUAAAUCGUUUCCCCCCGGUCCCCCCAUGUAGUCUAAUGUGAUUGGUGAAGUAGUUUGCUGUCAGAACAAGAAGGAAAUUGCGGGGUGUUGCGACAUAGAGAGAGAGAUACCGUAUUUUAGAUUUUCAGUAACUGGUAGUGACACCAGCAACCCCAUCAGCGUGGCCAGGCAUGAGAGCUGAUAUCUGAGGAUUUAAACCACCAGCGCCACAAUGGAUGCCCCUGCCAUCAGUAACAACCUCAACCUUUCAAAUGGGGACUUGGAUCCCUCGGACACCCCUCCCACCAUGUCCAUUGACAAGCUCUUCCCAGCACUCCUGGAGUGCUUUGGGAUCAUCUUGUGUGGCUAUAUUGCUGGUCGAGCGAACAUCAUCACAUCCACACAGGCCAAAGGAUUGGGGAACUUUGUGUCCAAGUUUGCCCUCCCAGCAUUGCUCUUUAAGAACAUGGUACUCUUGGACUUUGGGAAUGUCAUCUGGCCAUUUUUGUGGAGUAUUCUCAUCGCCAAGGUGUCUGUGUUUUUCAUUGUGUGUGUGAUUACACUACUGGUUGCCAGUCCUGACACUCGAUUCAGCAAAGCUGGCCUAUUCUCCAUCUUUGCUACUCAAAGCAAUGACUUUGCUUUGGGAUACCCGAUUGUUGAGGCCUUGUACAAGAACACACACCCAGAGUAUCUACAGUACAUUUACCUGGUAGCACCAGUGUCCCUCAUGCUUCUCAACCCCAUUGGGUUUGCCUUCUGUGAGAUCCAGAAGUGGAGGGAUCAGAGAGACCGGCAGCAGAGCAAACUCCAGAUAGUGGGUGUGGUCAUCCUGCAGGUUCUGAAGAACCCCAUGGUCUUCAUGGUUGUUAUUGGCAUUAUCUUCCACUUCAUCCUGGAUCAGAAGAUCCCUGCUUUCAUGGAGCAGUUUGUGGAUGGCCUGGCCAACUCUUUUGGAGGAGCAGCUCUGUUCUACUUGGGCCUCUCCAUGGUGGGCCAGUUGGGGAAGCUCACCAGGUCCACGGUUGUAGCCCUUAUCCUGCUCAUCACAGCAAAACUGUUGGUGAUGCCGUUGAUCUGUCGAGAGACUGUGGAGCUGUUGGACGCUGACAACACCAGCUCUAGUCUCGAACACUCCAGUCUCUCCAACUAUGCCUUCCUCUAUGGAGUCUUCCCUAGUGCCCCCAGUGUGGCCAUCUAUGCUGCUCACUAUAACAUGGAGCUACAAGUUGUUACCUCAGGGAUGGUAAUAAGCACGUUUCUCUCAGCUCCCAUUAUGUAUGUUUCUGCUUGGUUGCUGACAAUACCAUGGAUGGACCCUAAGCCAUUGAUGGAUUCUCUGCAGAAUGUCAGCUUUAAUGUCAGCAUCAUCAGCUUAGUUGCACUGGCUUGGACAGUUACUGUCAUGUUCCUGAGUAAGAAAUUUAAGAGACUACCUCACAUGUUCACCGUCAACCUGUUCUUGGCACAGAUUCUAGCUUGUGUUAGCAUGAUCAUGUGGAACUUUGUCGUGAGACAAGACCGCUUCAUUGGACACGUGUUGACAUUCACACUGUUGUACGGCUCACUGUACAGUACUUAUGUAUGGCCAGGUCUGAUAGCACUUUCCCUUGUGUUGAUGAAGAGAGGUGGUGAGCUGAAGGUUGCGCCAGGCUUCCUGGUGAUUGCAGGCUGGGGAGUCCCAGCCCUUGUGGCAGCAGUGCUCCUCGUAACUGGGGAGAGGAUGCCCGACACCAUCGAUUCGGCUUUCUUUUAUGGAAGACCGCAGAUCAUCUGCACCUCUGUUGUGCUUGCCUUCAGCAUAGUGCUGGGCGGGUGCUCUUUGGUGGGCCUCCGUCGAGGCACGUGGGACUCAAUGUACCAUGUCCUGGAGAGAGAGACUAUGCUAGGCACUAUUGAGGAUCUGAGGCUCCCGACUGGCCCAGAUACCCAAACUAUCUCAGAUAUCCGUGACAUGUUUGAGCCAGCCGGAACUGGAAGCAUCAACAUAGGUCCGUGUGAGACUGGCUGUGAGUCGCCAGGCUGUCUACUGGCCCAGGAGGAGCAGCAGGUGGCUGACAGACAGGUGGCCCGCCAUGUGCUCUUAUGCCUGCUACUGAUCGUCAGCCUACUAGCUAACCUGUCCAGCUGUCUGUGGUGGCUCUUUAGUCGAGUUCCUGGGAGACUUUACUUAGAGCUGCAGUUCUUCUGUGCUGUGGUAAACUAUGGACAGGGCUUCAUCUCGUUCGGGCUUUUUGGGCUGGACAAACAUUUGAUAAUACUGCCAUUUAAAAAGAAGAUAUCCUGUCUGUGGCAUAGAAGGAAGCCAGAAGAGCAGCCUCAACUGGUUGUAUCUGAUGACAUCAUGAUGACCUGCACUCAGUUCAUCAGAUACCACAAAGAGCAGUGUGUCCGGGACAUUGUCCAGCAGAAGAGCUGUGGGGAGUGCCUAACUGGCCCGUUGGUGAAUCCUUCCUCUGACACACAGGUGUGGGGAGAGGACAGUGGCGGACACUUUUCUUGGCAGUGAGCUGGUAGAGUGGCUGUUGCAGGUGGGUCUGUCACAGGACCGAGGAGAGGCGCUGCUCUAUGGGAUCCGGCUGCAGCAGGGUGGGGUGCUCCAGCACAUCACCCAGGAGUAUGGCUUCAAAGAUGACAACCUGCACUACUGCUUCACAGCAUAAGGUGGGCCCUGGUUAGGCCCAGUCUCUGUUUUCCAGAGGCACAAGAUGAAAAAGAGAUCAGCUAUCUACCAGACCUGAAUCUAGGUCGCUACCUACAUAGCACUAGCAGUAUUGGUUGACUUGAAGAGUCUGCUGAUUUUUUUUUUUUUUUGUGAUUUAAAAAAAAUGCUUUUAUUGUUUUGCACAUUGAAAUAUGCAUCAUAACAAGCAUUGAGCACUUGUUAGUUUUCUUUUAAACUGCCUAUUUUUUUGUGUGGGUUUUGUAUGGUACUGUAUGCAUAAUGAGAUUUAACAGUUGUCAAAGAGGCAGAGGUAAUAAUGAUCAGCCCAAAUUACUGAUGUCAAAUAUCUUGCAUAAUCGUCUCAAGUUAUACAGACCAGCUUGUAUCCCCUUGAUGACACUCCUAUACCAUAAGGCUCAGAUUUUAUUUAUUUAGUUUGGAUGACAAGAAUGGUAUUUGUCAGGUAUUGAAAAUGCAAGUCUGCAAUGGGCCUCUCGAGUGGUGCAGAGUUCCAAUGCACUGCAUCACAGUGCUAGAGGCGUCACUACAGACCCGGGUUCGAUCCCGGGCUCUAUCAUAACCGGCUGUGAUCGGGAGUCCCAUAGGGUGGCGCACAAUUGGCCCAGUGUUGUCCGGGUUAGGGGAGGGUUUGGCCGGGGGGGCUUUACAAGUAGGCCGUCAUUGUAAAUCAUUUGUUCUUAACUGACUUGUCUAGUUAAAUAAAAAAAUUAAAUGCAUGUUGCUGUGUAUUCUAAAUACACUUAAUUUGGCCAUUAUUUAUAACUUAAAAUAGAUAUGGCAGCUAGGAUCUAUUUUUAAUAUAUUUGAAUAAUGUAGACAGAAUGGUGUCAAAUUUUAUGGAUGCAGAAUUUUAUUGUUUGAAUUCUCUGUCCGUUUGUACAUUGUUAGUCACACGCGAUAUCUCGGACACCAUUGGGUGAUUUUGACGAAACUUGGAUGAAUGAUGCAUCUUGCCAUAGAGACCUGGCAUUUAAAAAAUUACACUAAUUGGCCGAAAGGGGGCGCUGUAGUGAUCAACUGAGAACUUUGAACAAGCAAGUCUCCUGUCCCAUAAUUUUGUACAUGCAGUGCCUUCAGAAAGUAUUCAGACCCCUUGAUUGUUUUUCCCCCACAUUUUGUUAGGUUACAGCCUUAUUCUAAAAUGAAUUAAAUAAAACAAUUUUCUCAGCAAUCUACACACA